GGCCUGUUGUGCUGGCCAGAGCUAACGGCGACGUCAAUAACAGCUUCAGCCAGUUGACUCUAGAUCUGGCACGCUGCAAAGGUUGCCGAUCUUCGAGAUGAAUGCUAGCGUUGGAGGUUCGAUCAGAAAUUUGACCUACAAGACGUGUACGUCUUCUCGAUGCACCAUUACACCAAGAAGAACGGUACUAGGGGAGGGCAAAGAGUUUAGAUUUCAGAGCUCUAUGUGCACGCUGAAAUGGUAGGCUUGCUUUUUUUUACGCUCCUUGACAAUGGUUCAUGCAGACUGAACAUAUAUCCUACCUCAGUGUAUGCGGGCGCUUCCGUCUCUUGGACACCGUGGCACACCCAUGGCAGUGAACAAGUAUGGCCGAGGUAACCGCGGUCCCGAGUACAGCCCAUGGUUAGACAUCGAGGCGGUGGGGAGGCGUUUCCCUUGGCUCUCCGCGUUCUCCCACCUGCUUUGCGAGUGCUUCGGCCCUUCCGUCGCCUCGAAUAGUUCGCUCCCUCGUACACGUUAUCACCCGUACUCUAUCUCUGCCUUAUCUCAAACAGCUUCGAAUACGCUAUGACGCCGCAAAGGUACACGGACGUCGACCACUUCCUUCGGCAGACCUUCGACUUCGUCAUCGUUGGCGGCGGGACAGCUGGUCUAGCUCUCGCUGCUCGCUUGUCAGAGAACUCAGCCUGGACAAUUGGUGUCCUCGAAGCUGGACCCGACUUGUCGGAUGAUCCAAACAUUAAUGCACCUGGCAAAUGCCUAACACUCAUGUACAACCCGCGGUACGACUGGAUGUUUGCCUCCGUGCCUCAGCCGCACGCGAGUAACCGCGUCGUCAUUCAGCCAAGGGGAAAAGGACUCGGCGGAUGCUCUGCCAUCAACUUCCUCGGGAUGACCCGCCCGUCUAGAGUGGAGAUGGACUUUGUCGAGAAACUGGGGAAUCCAGGGUGGAAUUGGGAGAGUUUUAUGCAUUACUCAAAACAGAGCGAGACCCUUGCAUUGCACGAUAAAGACCUUGCAGAGCGCUACUUCUCAAGGGCGGAGAUCAAUCUCCACGGCUCAAACGGUCCUAUACAGAAGCUCUUUCCGCCCAGCUGCGAUUUCACAUUCUUGCCAUUUUGCCAGUCUCUACGAAACCUAGGAGUGCAGCCAAAUUACGAAGCUAGCCACGGCGUCACUGUCGGAUUUCAAACGGUCAUUUCUUGUAUCGACACGAGUGGACCAACACCGACGCGCUCGUACGCUGCAUCUGCGUAUCUUUUGCCUAAUUCAGGAAGAAGGAAUCUGUUCGUGCUCGCUGGGGCGCAAGUUUCCAAGAUUCAACUCGAGGAUGGACCCGGAGGCAGUAAACGUGCUGUUGGUGUCGAAUUUUACUUCAACGACCAGCUCAAGAAAUUAGACAGAAUUAGGAAAGAGGUGAUCAUUUCUGCAGGGAGUUUCCAAACUCCACAGAUUCUCGAAUUAUCUGGCAUUGGAAACCCCAACAUUAUAUCAAAGCACGGAAUCGGUACUAUGGUCGAUCUUCCUGGCGUUGGCGAGAACCUGCAGGAUCAUAUUUGCGUGCACACCAUCGUCGAAGUUGAUACACCUCCUCUGAAGGAGCCAGCUGUGGACGCUAUGAAUGCAGCCCCGGAGAAAGGUUUCGCCUACCUUCCUGCAUCUCAGUUUGCCACCGAAGAUGAACUCGAAAAGUGGUGCCAGUCUUGUGAAAACUCUAUCUCAAACCUCGGAACUCGCUCCAGAGGCGACAUAGGGUCAUCUGGGAGGACAGCCAUACGGAUUGAUCAGCUUCGUGCACAUCAGGCGUGGCUGCGUAAUCCGAAGGAAGCAUGCGCUGAGCUCAUUUACGCACCAACAUGGCAUCCCAACGAGCUCCUUCAGCCUACCAUGGGAACAUACUACAACUCCGUAGCCGUUGUUCUGUCCCAUCCCAUGUCGCGUGGAAGCGUGCAUAUCGCCUCGGCUGACCCCUUGGCACACCCUCGCAUCGAUACGCAGUAUUUCUCGGAGCCUGCAGAUCUCGAGAUGCUGGUGUGCGCUCUGGAGUACAUGCUCCGCGUAUAUCGCACAUCUCCGCUCGCCGAUAAUGUAGUGAAGAACGUCAUGCCCGACGCGAAUACGAUUCAAGGCGGCAGAGAGAAACUGGCGGAAUACGUAAAGGAGCACGUUCAGUGCGUGUUCCAUCCGGUCGGUACGGCGUCUAUGGGACCUAGGGAGCGUGGAGGUGUGGUCGAUUCUGAGUUGCGGGUGUAUGGGACGGAGAACCUACGAGUGGUUGAUCUAUCUGUGAUGCCGAUGGAGGUAUCGUGUCAUACCCAGUCGAUUGCUUAUGCGAUCGCUGAAAAGGUGAGUGGUUUUCGUUGGAUUUGCUUUCUCUGUGCUGGAGCUACAAGCAGGCGGCAGACCUGA
This is a messenger RNA of Coniophora puteana RWD-64-598 SS2, 2409 nucleotides long. RefSeq names its product alcohol oxidase. The transcript is spliced from 16 exons. Lineage: Eukaryota; Fungi; Basidiomycota; Agaricomycetes; Boletales; Coniophoraceae. The record is from RefSeq and is a predicted model, not a curated record. Bases 568 to 2409 code for a protein of 613 amino acids. Gene Ontology annotation, molecular function: oxidoreductase activity, acting on CH-OH group of donors; flavin adenine dinucleotide binding.